CUACCAAUCACAAAAAACACACAGUUGUUGGAGUGACUGUUGUGUGAUACCAUUUGGGGGCAGAUGGCGGGAACCCUUCAAACCCUACAAAUCCUUACUUCUCCGGUGACCGGAAUCUCCACAUCCCAAUCCAGAAACCACAAAUUGAAGCUGCCGCAACUUAUCUUCUCCGGCAAUAUCUCCGUUACUGCUAACACCAGCAACACAUUGAUUCCUCGAAAACUCCGUUCACUUACCGGAACAAUUGUAAUCAGAAACUGCACAAAUUCCGAUCAGUUUCAGGGAAAUGAUGGUCCGAAUGAAGCUGGUAAACGGAUUGGACCGUCGAAUUUAUCGGUUUCUGCUGGACCUUUGCUGAAUUUUAUUGGCAGUAAUUUUCUUCCAUUAGCUCUUAUUGGAGGAGUAGCAUUAGGUCUUGCAAAUCCUACUCUUGGUUGUCUUGCUCAUAAAUAUCAUGUAUCGAAAGUUAGCACUUUUGGGAUAUUUUUCAUAUCAGGCCUGACUCUGCGUAGUGACGAAAUAGGCGCAGCUGUUGAAGCAUGGCCAGUUGGACUUUUUGGGCUAGCUUCUAUUUUGUUGCUUACUCCUUUCUUUUCCAGAAUUAUCCUGCAACUUCACCUUAAACCUCAAGAAUUUGUCACAGGACUUGCUCUAUUUUGCUGUAUGCCUACAACAUUAUCAAGCGGGGUUGCUCUAACCCGACUUGCUGGAGGAAAUUCAGCCUUGGCUCUUGCAAUGACCGUAAUAUCUAAUCUGUUGGGAAUUCUUUUUGUUCCCUUUACUAUAUCCAAACUAAUAGCUGGUGGAGUGGGUACAUCUGUUCCUGCUGAUCAGUUAUUUAAAAGCCUCGUCGUCACACUUUUGAUACCUCUGAUUUUCGGGAAGGUUUUGCGGGAAUCCUUUAAAGGCGUCGCGAUUUUUUCUGAUAAUAAUCGUAAGCUGUUAUCAAAGUUGAAUGCACUUCUACUAAGUUUGGUCCCGUGGAUACAAGUGAGCAAAUCAAGGUCAUUGCUUCUAGCGGUUAAGCCUGCAGUUUUUCUUGUAGCUGUCGUACUGGGAGCGCUUCUUCACCUCAUGCUGUUGGGUUUUAACGCCCUCUCAAUACAAACCUUAUGUGCUGUAUCGGGUGGCAACAAAUCGGUUUUUGCAAAGAAGGAAAAUGCGAGUGCCCUCUUACUUGUUGCAAGUCAGAAAACCUUGCCGGUGCUGGUUGCUGUCGUGGAUCAACUUGGUGGUACAUUUGGUGAAUCCGGUUUGCUUGUCCUUCCGUGUGUUGCAGCACAUUUAAACCAGAUUAUCAUGGACUCUUUCUUUGUAAGCUUUUGGAACAAGAAGGAACAGCCAGACAACAAAGCGAAGGUGGCCUAGGUUGCAGUCGCUAUCUUUGAUAAUUGUAGCGGUUAAGAUAAUUAAUUGGUGACAAUUUCAGUGACGGCAACAACUGAGAACAUGUCAUGGGGGUAUAAUUAUUUUCGUUUAUUCUUUAACAUGCACUCGCUGUCGCUAAAAUUGUCAAAGUUGGUAAUGUAUACGAGAUAUGAGAUUUAUUUUUGAAAA
This is a messenger RNA of Helianthus annuus (common sunflower), 1557 nucleotides long. Its product is annotated as probable sodium/metabolite cotransporter BASS4, chloroplastic. The record is from RefSeq and is a predicted model, not a curated record. Gene Ontology annotation, cellular component: chloroplast envelope. NCBI's taxonomy places the organism in Eukaryota, Viridiplantae, Streptophyta, Magnoliopsida, Asterales, Asteraceae. The coding region runs from base 64 to 1368 and encodes 434 amino acids. The transcript is spliced from 14 exons.